Messenger RNA from Telopea speciosissima, 1820 nucleotides. RefSeq names its product protein HGV2. Gene Ontology annotation, cellular component: nucleoplasm. The record is from RefSeq and is a predicted model, not a curated record. Gene Ontology annotation, biological process: CENP-A containing chromatin assembly; DNA replication-dependent chromatin assembly. NCBI's taxonomy places the organism in Eukaryota, Viridiplantae, Streptophyta, Magnoliopsida, Proteales, Proteaceae. The coding region runs from base 17 to 1546 and encodes 509 amino acids. The transcript is spliced from 7 exons. Gene Ontology annotation, molecular function: histone binding.
GUUUCCCUUUGCGACCAUGGCUGCCUCCGCCGAAGCUCCCACUACCAUGGACGCAGUUGCAGUAUCCGAAGAAAAUCCGAAUACCGAACCAGAAACAUUGGCCGUGAAGGUCGACAAAAUCGUCGUCACAGAGGUUCAAGAAACCCUAGUUUCUACUGAAACACUGAUAGACUCGAAAGGUCUGGGAGGGGCAGAAUCUUCCUGCAGCUUUGUCGGAGCUUCUUCUACCUCGGGUGACGACGACACUCAGAAAACUUUAGAACAAGCUACCGAGCUUAUGGACACUGGAUCGAAGGCCCUAAAAGAUGGCGAUUACAUUGAAGCGGCUGAAUGUUUAAGCCGUGCCGUCGAAAUUAGGGUUGCACAUUAUGGUGAACUUGCUCCAGAAUGUGCUGAUGCCUACCAUAAAUAUGGAUGUGCUUUGCUGUACAAAGCCCAAGAAGAAGCUGAUCCUUUGGGUUCGAUGGCCAAGAAGGAGGUUGAUUCUCUACAAAAUAAUAAUGGCGAUGACACUACUAUGAUUGCAAAUGAUGGGGAAUCGUCCACCACUUCUGCUGUAAAUGAGGGAAAACAAGAUGGGGAUUCAAGUCUCAAUGAGGAAGAACAAGUCAAUGCUGCCGGUGAUAAGGAUCAGGUUGAAGAUGGUGAAGGGGAGAGUGAAGAUGAGGACCUGGCUGAAGUCGAUGAAGAUGAAUCUGACCUUGAUCUAGCAUGGAAGAUGUUGGAUAUUGCAAGGGCAAUUGUUGAAAAACGUCCUGAUGACACAAUGGAAAAAGUGGACAUAUUGUCAGCUCUGGCAGAGGUUGCUUUAGAAAGAGAGGAUAUUGAGACUUCCAUAAAUGACUAUCUUAAAGCACUCUCCAUGCUGGAACGCCUGGUUGAACCCGACAGUCGACAAAUUGCUGAACUAAAUUUCAGGAUAUGCUUGUGCCUGGAGGUUGGUUCAAAGGCUCAAGAAGCCAUUCCAUAUUGUCAGAAGGCCUUAUCAAUUUGCAAGGCUCGGCUGGAAAGACUCGUCAAUGAAGUUAAUGAACUAAAGAGCAAACAACAAUCAUCUGCUGGUUCUGAAGCUGAACCAACAAUCAUCUGCGGGGUCUCAGUCUCAGAUAAGGAAUCUGAGAUUGGGACACUGAAGGAACUCUCCAACGAGUUGGAAAGGAAGCUUGAAGACCUCCAACAGCUUGUCUUAACCCCAUCAUCUAUCUUUUCUGAAGUACUUAAAAUGGUUUCUGCAAAGGCAACCGGCAGCCAGAAGAGUUCACCUUCAACGGUAUUGAGCUCUUCGCAGAUGGGUUCUCUCCAGGAGAGCUUCGACUCUCCAACACUUUCAACAGGUCAUACAAAGGAGACUGUAAGUGUCACACAUCUUGGUGUGGUAGGAAGAGGCAUUAAACGGCCAUUGAUGAAUCCAGGCAGUGCAGAACCCAGCCCGUUGAAGAAGCCCUUACAGGAUUCAUCAGAAGAGAAAGGUGGUGCAGACCCCAUCCCAAUAGACAAGUCUACAUUGGAAUCCUCAGGAUCGAAAAGUGAUGCCAGCAUCUCUUGAAGGCAUAUGUGGUUCAGCAGCCAUUUUACUCUGCAGCCCCGGCAUGUAGUAGCAUUAGUCAAGUUGAGCAAGCUGGUAUGAAAACUAAAAGCAACUCUCUGGUGUAUGGAAAGUUUUUUAGGACUAAAUAACUGAUUGGUGUGAAACUCAUUACAACAUUACUUUUGGCUUUUGUCUGGUAAUCUGUCAGAAUCGUUUUUUGAUGUGGCUCUAUUUGUUUCGAUGUAAAAUGGCCAGAAGUAAAAUAUAGUAAGAAAAAUAUUUUACUUAUAAU